AUGACGGAUCCCUCGCGGCGGCGGCGGCGCUCUGCAGCGUCCACAACGGAAACACAACCUCUUCUCCGGAAUCGCAAGCAGGAAGAACCCCAAAAUUCAUUCGGCACAGCGAUACUUGAACGCAUCGCACGCUUCUGGGGGCCGGCCGGAGUCGAGAGAUCACUACUUAUAAAGCUAGACUUCACUCUCCUGUUGUACUUCUCCAUAAUCUGGUUCCUAUUCGGGAUCAAUCGAUCCAGCUACAGCACGGCAUACAUAUCUGGGAUGAAAGAAGAUCUUGGGUUUCAGGGCAAGGAUUAUAACUACAUGUCGACGAUUUAUUUGGUGACAUAUGCUCUCUUUCAGAUCCCAUCGACGUCUCUGCUCACGGUCGUGAAGCCGAGAUACGUAUUUGUCUUGGCUAAUACAGUCUGGAGUGUGUUGACGCUCGUUACAUAUCGCGUAGACCAUGUGUGGCAGGUCUUUGUGUUGAAUGCUUUUGAAGGUGCCUUCUCGGCGAUAGCAUUUGUCGGCGCUCACUUCGUCUAUGGAAGCUGGUACAAGCAAUCAGAGCUCGCAACGCGUGCUGCAGUAUUCUGCGCUUUCGGUAACUUAGGCAACAUGGCCGGUGGCUGGAUCCAGGCUGGAUUGUUGAAAUCACUGGAGGGAAGCUCUUCUUCGCUUCCAGCGUGGAGGCUGAUUUUCAUCGUGGUUGCGGGCAUGACUAUACCGUUCGCGGUGUUUGGAUGGUUCGCGAUCCCGGACUUGCCAGAACAUAGAGCCGCGCGCUUCCUGAGAACAAAUGAGAAGGAUAUUGCUGCCACGAGACUGGGCAAAGCAGAAGAGACAUCCUGGGACUGGUCUGUACUUUGUCGAGUGCUUCUCAGUUGGCAAUUCUAUCUACUCCCGCUGGUAUUCAUGCUCUAUUCUCUUGUUGUGCAAGCUCUGGGUAACAACGUCAUGCCUCUUUGGAUGGCCUCGCGAGGCUAUAGCGUCGUACAGCAGAACAACUAUCCCACUCUCGUUCACGGAACCGGGAUCGUCGCCACAUUCUUCUACUGCCAUGUCUCCGACAAGCUUCGCUCUCGAUGGCAAUGUUCACUGGCCAUAGGCUUCACCUUCAUCAUAAGCAGUGCAAUUCUGGUGUCAUCACCAAAAAGCGACGGAGCUUACUUCUUCGCAUUCUACUUAAUGGGGACAACAUACGCGCCACAGGCUCUAUGGUACUCUUGGAUGGCGGAUCUCACAGCACACGAUCUCCAACUCAGAGCUAUCACGACAGGCUUCAUGAACAGUUUCGAUUUCGCUUUCGUGACUUGGUGGCCACUUAUCUUCUACCCGGUCACUGAUGCACCAAACUAUCGCAAAGGAUAUAUCGCAAGCUUGGUGACUGGAUGUCUGACAAUUCCCGUGAUCACUUUGAUUGCAACAUUGGAACGGAAAGGAAAGCAGCGUGGCACGAUUGGACGACAUCUUGGUGAGGUUUGUUAUGGCUCUUUGAACGAUAUGAAAGCAUGCUGA
Messenger RNA from Pseudocercospora fijiensis CIRAD86, 1500 nucleotides. RefSeq lists its product as uncharacterized. The coding region runs from base 1 to 1500 and encodes 499 amino acids. Lineage: Eukaryota; Fungi; Ascomycota; Dothideomycetes; Mycosphaerellales; Mycosphaerellaceae. Gene Ontology annotation, cellular component: plasma membrane. Gene Ontology annotation, biological process: pantothenate import across plasma membrane. The record is from RefSeq and is a predicted model, not a curated record. The transcript is spliced from 5 exons. Gene Ontology annotation, molecular function: pantothenate transmembrane transporter activity.